Molecule: messenger RNA, 3150 nt
Organism: Pangasianodon hypophthalmus (striped catfish)
Lineage: Eukaryota; Metazoa; Chordata; Actinopteri; Siluriformes; Pangasiidae
Gene: pacsin1b
Product: protein kinase C and casein kinase substrate in neurons 1b
Exons: 10
Coding region: 412-1740 (442 amino acids)
Biological process (GO): neuron projection morphogenesis; cytoskeleton organization; plasma membrane tubulation
Cellular component (GO): plasma membrane; cytoplasm; endosome
Molecular function (GO): phospholipid binding; protein binding
Source: RefSeq, a predicted model, not a curated record
UCUCUCUGAACAACACAUAAGGUAUUUUUUUAAAAAAAAAUAACAGUUAACAUUUAAUUUCAACAAACUUGUUCAUGUCACAUGAUGACAGCAUAUACUAUGUAUAGCAUCGCCCCAGGGCUCUUAUUUUCCUGUCAGAUCAUCUCAGGCGUGCCUACUCCGUAGUGGAUAAAAGAGCAUUGUAUGCUAGACCCAGUGCUUAUAGCUGCAUUGAUACACACUGUUGUCUAAAGGGGUCUGGAACAGAAAGCAGUGAACCGUUAUCACUUCUGGAGACUAAACGGCAAAGCUGAGGCAAAGUGUUCAGGACUACACUGUCAGUGAUUAGGGCACUUCAAGUGAUGUGUAUGGUGAAAUCCACUCUGCUGCAUUUAUCUACAGGCGUGAGUUUGUUCUGCCAAAUUUCACAGCAUGUCGGCUACCUACGAAGAGAGUCUGGUGUCUGAUGAGACCACAGACAGUUUCUGGGAGGUUGGGAACUAUAAGCGUACAAUAAAGCGCAUCGAUGAUGGCCACCGGCUCUGUAAUGACCUGAUGAGCUGCAUUCAGGAGCGUGCCAAAGUAGAGAAGGCCUAUUCACAGCAGCUAACAGACUGGUCUAAGAGAUGGAGACAGCUAGUGGAAAGAGGGCCACAGUAUGGGUCAGUAGAGAGGGCCUGGAUUGCAAUGAUGAAUGAAACUGAUAAGUUGAGUGAGCUUCACCAGGACAUAAAGAACAUUCUCCUAAAUGUGGACUUGGAGAAAGUGAAAAACUGGCAGAAAGACUCCUACCACAAGCAGAUUAUGGGAAGCUUUAAGGAGGCCAAAGAGGCAGAGGAAGGCUUCAGAAAGGCUCAGAAACCAUGGGCCAAAAAGCUUAAAGAGGUGGAGACAGCAAAGAAAGCGUACCAUAUGGCCUGCAAGGAGGAGAAGCUUGCUAUCAGCCGAGAAGCCAACAGCAAGGGAGAAGCAUCAUCUACCACUGCAGAGCAGCAGAAGAAGUUCCAGGAGAAGCUGGACAAAUGCAAAACCGAAGUUCAGAAGGCCAAAGAGAAGUAUACGAAGGCUCUGGAGGAGCUGAGCAAUUGUACGCCACAGUAUAUGGAAAACAUGGAGCUGGUGUUCGAACAGUGCCAGCAGUUUGAGGAGAAGAGACUGGCCUUCCUCAGGGAGGUGCUCCUGGAUAUCAAACGCCAUCUUAACCUCACAGAGAACCAACGCUAUGGCACAAUUUACAGGGAGCUUGAACGAGUCAUCACCUCUGCCAGUCCUCAAGAAGACCUCAAGUGGUUCAGCAACAACCAUGGUCCAGACAUGCACAUGAAUUGGCCACAGUUUGAGGAAUAUAACCCAGAACUGAGCCAUGCCAUCAGCAAGAAAGAAAAACUGAAGAAGAUUGAUGGUGUCACACUCACCCAUGUCACGAAUGUUGUGGAUCAUCACUCAUCACCGCAGGUUGAAAACCGUAGCAGUGUGAGCAGUUAUGAAAGGAACCAGGCAUACUCAGCAGAUUGGUCAGACGAAGAGCAGGCAUCUGCAGAGACCAAUGAAGACACCAACCCAUUUGAGGAGGAAAGGAGCCAAGGAGUGCGAGUGAGGGCACUGUAUGAUUAUGAAGGGCAAGAACAAGAUGAACUCAGCUUCAGAGUAGGUGAUGAGUUGACUAAACUAGAAGAUGAAGAUGAUCAAGGCUGGUGUAAAGGACGGCUGGACAACGGUCAGUUUGGACUGUACCCAGCCAAUUAUGUGGAGCCUAUUUAGUUGCCUUGUGUGGGACAAUGGUCUUCCUUCUAGAAUGACCUGAAAGAUUGUACUGUUCACUGAACAUAACCAGAGACUCCAAUCACUUUUCCUGAAAAACAGAACCUUAUACAUUCACACUAUAUCCUAACAAUUGAAGAGAAGAAUAAGCUCGAAUGUACAUAAAGUGUACUGUAUCUGUUGUGUUCAACUACACAAUAGAUUUGGGUUAUCAGAAACAAAGCAUUUCCAUAUGUAAUGUAAUUUCGGCAGACACAAAGAAAGUUUUCACAUCCCUGUGUGUCUGUAGCCUGUUCUUCAAUAAGAUAUUGAUAUAAUGCAGUCCAUGAAGCCUAGCAUAGCAAGGCACUAAGCAAUAUUUAUAUUUAAUUAGUUUUAGGUCUUGUAGUGACAGUCUCACUAUUGUCCCUUAUUUUAUUACUUGUCUGGGUUAUAACUGGGUUAUAAGGCAUUUAUAUGUCCUUUUAUCUCUUAUUUAUUGGUUUGCUAAGGUCCCUGUCAGGGGUGUAUAUGAUUGUGCGAUGUUUUUGUCUCUAUGUACUACAUAUGAAGUCACAGAUGUUUUGGUGUGUGUUUGUGUUUUCACUUCACUUCUACCUGGAAUGCAGCCUGCGCUGGUAUUAGCCACCAUAUUGCAGCUGGAUUGUGAAGCUCUGGCACUGGCAUUUAGCAGUUUGGUUCAUGUGCAUAAGUUUGUAUUCCUUGAGUGCUGUCAUUGAGUCCUUCUGGACUAAUCAAAAUCUCAUAAGCACUGUUUUUGUAGCAAUCACUUCUUCAAUGACUAAUUCAUAGUCUUACGUGCUUUAUGAGAAAAGUUUCAUGUUAACAUCCUCACUGACUAACAAAGUAAUAAUCUCUUUAAUAUAUACCAGCUGUUUACAUAUUUCUAAACGUAACUAACAUUACAGUCCUCAAGGAAACCUAAACUACUUUUUGCCCAUUUUAACAAAACACCUGAGCUGAGUGCCUAAUAACAUCGCAAACCAUUUUCUCUCUGAAUAAUAUCCUAUAAUGUCCUCAUGACUGCUAUAUCAUGACAUUUGCAGUGAUAUGCAUAAAGGACAUAUGCAUAUGCCUUAAGGUAAUACAUAAUGGGUAAUAUGUAAAGGUAGAACUUUACCUAAACAAUGGCAGUGCACUUUGCAAUGAGUAAAGCCUAGCUGGCAAUUUAAAUGAUAAUUGCCUCGAGGGUUUAGUUGGUAUUAGCAAAGUUAGCACUUCUGUGUAAAUACUCCUUUCAGGAUGUCUGAACCUUCUCUUUUCUGUUUGGCCAAUAUUAAGGGCAUGGUAAUGGGAACACCAGCAUGAUCUGAGUGUGUUUAAGCUCGUGUUUAAUCUGAUUUACUUCUAAUGCUGGUGUAGUGACUGUUCAACUGUUCAGUUCAAAAUAAAAGCCUAACCUGUCAUGAA